CCUCAAGCCAUUUAUAAUUGUCCCCAAAAGAAUUGCCGACGGACCCAAUGAGAUGAACAAGCAAAGAUAUUACAUCCCCACUCAUACCCAUUCUCUUACUUGACCCCCGUUGGUUUUUAUAUCCGCAUUCUGCCGUUCCUUUUUGUCUCUCUGAAAUUCACACUCUUUGCUUUUGUCAUUCUCUGGAGGUUCGCCAUGCAGUUGUGGAGAUUGAACAGCCCUUUCGCUCAGAACCUCCUAGCCUCUAUUAUAGUUGGCCUGGGGCCGGGACUAUAUGUUGCGGUCACCAACCUCGGGGCAGGCGGUGGGCCUGCCAAUGCUACGAAGAUGCAGAAUGUGGCUAAUUUGGUUCUAUACACGAUCUAUUUCGUGGCGGGAUUCUUCAGCGGCUCGGUGGUGACAAUGAUCGGGCCUAAAUACACGCUGGCUUUUGGCACCCUGGGUUACCCUAUCUACGUGGGUUCGUUAUGGUAUUUCGGCCACACGGGCAAUCUCUGGUUCCCAAUCUUGGGCGGCGCGAUCCUAGGCAUCACGGCCAUUCACCUGUGGACGGCAGCGGGGUUCAUUGCCUUUAGCUAUGCGACUGAGGAUAAGAAGGGGACCUAUAUCUCCAUGCAAUGGUGUCUGCUUAGUGUUGGAAGCAUUAUUGCCUCCUUCGUCGCGUUCGGCAUCAACUUCAAUGCCGGAGAGCUGGCGUGCCCCGACUCGGUCUACAUCGUUUUUAUCAUUCUUAUGGCACUGUCCCUCCCGGUCGCAUUGUUCGGCAUCAUUUCGCCUGCCAAUGUACGACGCGUGGAUGGUUCGCCAAUCGCACAUUAUGCCCACCGUGGAUUCUGGAAGGAACUGAAGGAACAGCGUCGGAUAUUCAUGGACUGGCGCAUGCUCGUACUCUUGAUUCCGAUGUUUGGCUCCGAAGUGGCCAUUGUGGUGUUCUCCUCAAUCAAUUCGUUGUACUUUAACAUUCGCACCCGCAGUUUGAACUCGGUCAUCUUUGUCAUACUUCAAGCUCUUGGUGCCAUCGUGACUAUGGUCCUCUUAGAUUAUAGGAGGAUUGGCAAUCGGCGUGUGCGAGGAAUUGUUUCGAUCACCACGAUGGGCCUCUUGACGCUUGGUCUGUGGAUUGGCCUCGCCGUUUGGUUGUCGCAACAUCCAAUCAACCUGACCAGUCCUCCGCUGUGGGAUUGGACCGAUGGGCCCUUUGGAGGCUUCAUCAUCCUAACCCUGCUAUUCGGGAUUAAUAUGGCUGCGUACCAAAUUGUUGUGCAGUGGAUUGUCGCCUCCCUUAGCAAUAGCCCCGACACUCUCGCCCGGUUUGCAGGUUUUGCAAAGGGAUGCUUAGCCGGCGGGCUCUGCGCUACAUUUGGCACCGAAGCGGCUGGUCUGGAACAGAUUUCUGUAACGGCUUGGACCUUCACUUUGCAAGGGGUAGGACUCGUAUGCAUGAUGGCGGUGACUUGGCUGAGUGUUCGGCCGACAAACUAUGGAAAGGAAGAGACAACUGUAGCACGAAGUGCCUGUCAUCAGAAUGAGGCACGGGUGCUUAGUGCCGUUGAGACUAGUUAGAUCACCUGUAAGUAAAUGGUCAAAUAGUUAGCAUAGCCUGG
Messenger RNA from Aspergillus caelatus, 1604 nucleotides. RefSeq names its product MFS general substrate transporter. Bases 196 to 1563 code for a protein of 455 amino acids. The record is from RefSeq and is a predicted model, not a curated record. Lineage: Eukaryota; Fungi; Ascomycota; Eurotiomycetes; Eurotiales; Aspergillaceae. The transcript is spliced from 8 exons.